UUGUGGAACAUGAAGUAUUGACCAACAGUUGGCCGGAAAAUAGCUUCCUUCGAAUCGUGGUGCAGAUUUUUUCACUAAAAUGAGUUUUUCGGAGUACAAAGAUCGAAUAUCUGAAGGGGAUACAGUUAUCGUCUUUCUGGGAUUUAAUUCAAUGCAAAGUGUGAUAGUUUCGUCUAAGAAAGUUCAUCAAACGAAAUAUGGCGCUCUUCCUCAUGCGGACAUGAUUGGAAAACGUUUUGGUUCAAAGAUGCAUACAAUGAACAACAAAGGAUGGGUCUAUCUUCUCCACCCAACGCCAGAACUUUGGACCAUAAAUCUACCACACAGAACACAGAUUCUCUAUCACACAGAUAUCAGUAUGGCAGUCAUGCAGCUUGAUAUUAAGCCAGGGUCUGUCRUUGUAGAAUCUGGUACUGGAAGUGCUUCCAUGACACAUGCACUGAUAAGAACUGUAGCACCUUCAGGACAUGUGCACACUUUUGAAUUUCAUCAAGAAAGAUGUGAGAAAGCCAGAAAAGAAUUCCAAGAACACAAGGUUGACCACCUUGUAACUAUCGAGCACAGAGAUGUUCUUAAGGAUGGGUUUCAAUUGGACAACAUAGCUGACGCAGUCUUCCUGGAUCUUCCUUGUCCCUGGGAUGCUAUUCCUACUUCAAAACAAGCUUUUAAGAAGAGUGGUGGACGCUUGUGUUCAUUUUCUCCCUGCAUUGAGCAAGUUCAGAGAACCUGUGAAGUGCUGACAAAGGAGGGUUUUAAAGAUAUACAAGUCAUGGAGUGUCUGUUAAGAUCAUAUGACGUCAAACCAGUAACGAUACAAGAAGCAGACUUUGGUCCUACCGUACCACAGGUCUCAGAAAAAGGGAAUAAUUCGCACAAUAAAAAACGGAAAUUAGAAGAUACAGAAGACACAGUUCCAGAGGGUGAGAAUAGCGACUCAAAUGGUAAUAAAGAACCCACAGACGAAGAGAAAAAGACACAUCAAAAUUAUCAUCCAAAAGUAGAAAUGAAGACAUUGAUGACUGCCAGACCUGUCCGAGACGUACCUGGCCACACUGGAUUCCUUACCUUCGCUACACUCUUUCAUAAAUAGGUAUCAUAUUACUAUACUAGAUAGCUAGAUAUUUAUCAAAUAUAAUCCUUGCUUUUUUUGCUUUUUUAUGUUUCUUUGCUCAUUAGAGACGGGGGAUUUUUCAUUUAUAUGGCGUCAACAUGCUUUUGAAAUCUGUUGCAAAGAUUUUGUAGGCAUGGGUGUUUCGCGUUGUGUCUCUUAUCGACGUUCCUUUUUCUCUUCCUCUCUCUCUCUCUCCCUUCCCUUUCCUCUCCGGUGUCUGUCUGUCUGGCUGGCCAUCGGCCCUCUAUCUCUUUCAUUCUCUUACUUCAUUCUUCUUCAUCUCCACCUUUCUAUUUAUUUGAAACUUAAAUAUAAAUGUAUAAAUGACAUCAUUAGUAUUCCCACCUUUAGAUGCGUUUCAAAAUGGCUCUUGUUCUCUUUCUAGGGUAUCUCUUGUUUUUGUGAGUUUCUUUUCUUGUUCUUUCUCUCCUUGUUUCAAGAAUUCCAAUUCUUUAACUUUAAAGGUUCUGUUACACGUUGAAACUUUUAGCUGAGACAUGUGGUGCAAAGCUGUUGCGAGACAAGUUUCACGAGGGUGUUACGCGGCGCAAUUAAGGCCCUGCCUAAACGAGGAAACAAGUUUCCAGGAAUAUGUUUCCCGCGCGCAUGUUCCCCGAUAAUCCCAAGUUUAGCCACAUGCGAAACAUUGCUACGUGCAACAAAUUUUGCUUCCAAGACGCAAAAAUGUUUAUGCUGUGCGGCAGAAACAUUUCAUGCUUCCGAGACGCAUGGAAACAA
Messenger RNA from Actinia tenebrosa (Australian red waratah sea anemone), 1849 nucleotides. RefSeq names its product tRNA (adenine(58)-N(1))-methyltransferase catalytic subunit TRMT61A. Lineage: Eukaryota; Metazoa; Cnidaria; Anthozoa; Actiniaria; Actiniidae. Gene Ontology annotation, molecular function: tRNA (adenine(58)-N1)-methyltransferase activity. Gene Ontology annotation, biological process: tRNA methylation. Gene Ontology annotation, cellular component: nucleus; tRNA (m1A) methyltransferase complex. The record is from RefSeq and is a predicted model, not a curated record.